Messenger RNA from Copidosoma floridanum, 1321 nucleotides. RefSeq names its product venom serine carboxypeptidase pseudogene. The record is from RefSeq and is a predicted model, not a curated record. NCBI's taxonomy places the organism in Eukaryota, Metazoa, Arthropoda, Insecta, Hymenoptera, Encyrtidae.
AUGAUAAAGAACGUACGAGACGAAAUACCACAAUUUAAUAUCACAAGCAUCUUGUAUUCCAAUUUUUUUUUUUUUUUACCAUUCGAAAUUUCUUACAAUUUGCCUCCAGACAUAUUUUAUUUUUCGCUGCUGAAACAUGAAUAUUUUAUUACGCAGAUAAAUCCAAAAGAGGCCCCUGUAAUAAUUUGGUUGCAAGGAGGUCCCGGGGACACGUCGCUGUUCGGGCUCUUCCUGGAGAACGGGCCGUUCGGCGUAGCCGCGAAGGGUCGACUGAAGCCGCGCAAGUACUCCUGGAGCGCGAACCACAACGUGAUCUACAUCGACAACCCGGUGGGCAGCGGCUGGAGUUUCACCGAGCACGCCGAGGGCAACGCCAGGAACGAGAGCGCCGUCGCCGGCAACCUGAAAGAGGCGGUCCGCCAGUUUUUCGCUCUUUUUCCGGAAAUUCGAGGAAACGAGCUUUACGUCUGCGGCGAGUCGUACGCCGGGAAGUACGUGCCGGCGUUGUCGCGCGCCAUCGCGGAUGGAAACUCGCGCGGCGACCGGCCCAAGAUCGGACUGGCGGGAGUCGCGAUCGGCAACGGCUGGAUCGACCCCGUCCAUCAGCUCGACUACGGCGAUUACCUGUACCAACUGGGUCUACUGGAUCUCAACGGCAGAGUGGAGAUACAAGCUCUAGAGAGGGAGGCCAAGGACCUGAUGUGCAGAGACGAGUACGCCCUGGCUGGCCUGGCCUUGGCGCGGAUGGCCACCAAGUUCAAGCAGCUGACCGGUCUUGAAGCGUACUUUGACUACCUGGAAGGGACGAAGGUGGUUGACGAUGGCCCAUCGUUUGCCUCGUGGAUACAGGGGGAGGGCGCCCGUAGGGCCAUUCACGUCGGCAAUUCGACCUUUCACACGGACAAGGCCAAGGUCGCGGGGUACCUCGCGGCGGACGUGGCGCAAUCGGCUGCGCCCGCGGUGGCGGACCUGUUGGAGCGGGGCUACAGAGUUUUGCUCUACAGUGGACAGCUGGACAUCGUGUGCGCGUACCCGAUGUUGGAAGGUUUCUUGAGGAAUCUCAAUUGGACGGGCGCCGCGGUGUACGAGAAGGCACCGAGGCGCCAGUGGUGGGUGGCUCAGAACCAGUUGGCCGGCUACUCGAAGAGCGCCGCUAACUUGACCGAGGUUUUGGUGAGGAACGCCGGACACGCUGCCCCGAUAGACCAGGGCUUCUGGGUGUGGGAGAUGAUCACUCGCUUCACUCGGCACCAGUCCUUUUAGCUGACCACCGAAACUACAAUGACAUUGUGAUUUCCGUACAGUAAGUAUAUCAAAGUUG